AUGUUCAGAAAAGUUUUGGCCAACGCUCCCCGCGCCGCUGGAAGAGCGUUAUCGGCUUCAGCGCGAUCCGCCACCAGACCUACAACCUCUCAAAUCUCAGCAUCGAUCGCAGUAUCUGGCCGACGGUCAUAUCAUGAGAAGGUCCUUGACCACUACUCCCGGCCGCGCAAUGUUGGAAGUAUGCCGAAGGCCGACACCGAUGUUGGCACUGGUCUUGUUGGUGCGCCAGCUUGCGGCGAUGUUAUGAAGCUACAGAUCCGCGUCGACCCAAACAACAAUACGAUUUCUGAUGUCAAAUUCAAGACAUUUGGCUGCGGUUCUGCUAUUGCCUCAUCUUCAUAUUUGACGGAGCUGGUUCGAGGUAUGACUUUGGAAGAGGCCGGCCGAAUCCGCAAUACAGAGAUUGCGAAGGAAUUAUGUCUGCCUCCUGUAAAGCUGGCUAAUUAUCUCGAAGUCCAUUGCUCUAUGCUCGCCGAAGAUGCCAUCAAAUCCGCUAUAUCAAAUUACUAUACCAAGAACCCGGGUGCUCGGUCGACGGAUCUUGGAGGAACUGGCGCGAGCAUGCCAAAGAUUGACGUCGAGACUGUAAUGGAGCCGACAAGCCCCCAAACUGCGACUGCUUGA
This is a messenger RNA of Lachnellula hyalina, 624 nucleotides long. RefSeq names its product Iron sulfur cluster assembly protein, mitochondrial (gene ISU1). The transcript has 2 exons. The coding region runs from base 1 to 624 and encodes 207 amino acids. The record is from RefSeq and is a predicted model, not a curated record. NCBI's taxonomy places the organism in Eukaryota, Fungi, Ascomycota, Leotiomycetes, Helotiales, Lachnaceae. Gene Ontology annotation, cellular component: cytoplasm; mitochondrial matrix. Gene Ontology annotation, molecular function: ferrous iron binding; 2 iron, 2 sulfur cluster binding. Gene Ontology annotation, biological process: intracellular iron ion homeostasis; iron-sulfur cluster assembly.